CAAAUCUCUCUUUAUUUCUCCCUCUCAGCAUCACCAUCCCGUGCACGGACACUGUGAUGGGCUCCGACAACAAGCAGAGCAGCAUGUGAUGCUCCGUCCUCCAGCAGUCCUGCGAGCGCUCAGCCAGUAACACACCGACACCCAAGCGCUGCCCGGUGGAUGCAUCCAUGCCUCUCUACACAUUUUCUGCCUUUAUAAUAAAAAGCCUGGAUACUGACUGUUAAAGACUCAAGGACUGAGCCCCAGACCUGAAAUCCAGCUGUCACUCCUCAGCACCUCCCUCACAGCUACAUCCAUCUAUCUCUUCUCCACUCUCUGCCUGCAUCACCUCUUUCUGGUCCCACCAGACCCCGUCUUGCGCUCUCUUUCUCUCUCCACCCCCGCCCCCCCCCCGACCCUCAGCCUCCCUGAUGCCUAAGAACAGCAAGGUGACGCAGCGCGAGCAGAGCCAUGAGCACGUCACAGAGUCGGUGGCUGACCUGCUCGCACACGAGGAGCCAGUCGACUACAAGAGUAGCUCCCUGAAUGUAGGAGGGGCCGCUGGGAAGAAAGUCCCACAGAUAGAGGUGCCUGAAAACGAUGGACGCCCCGCUUGGAACAGCAAGCUGCAGUACAUCCUGGCCCAGGUGGGCUUCUCUGUGGGCCUGGGGAACGUGUGGCGUUUCCCUUACCUGUGUCAGAAGAAUGGAGGAGGUGCCUAUCUGGUUCCCUACUUCAUCCUCCUCCUCAUCAUCGGCAUCCCGCUAUUCUUCAUGGAGCUGGCUGUGGGUCAGAAGAUCCGACGUGGGAGCAUCGGGGUCUGGAACUACGUCUGUCCCAGUCUGGGCGGGAUAGGGAUGUCCAGUCUGAUGGUGUGUGGCUUUGUGGGUCUCUACUAUAACGUGAUCAUCGGCUGGAGCAUCUUCUAUUUCUUCCAGUCCUUCCAGUAUCCUCUUCCAUGGAGCGAAUGUCCGAUCAGAAGAAACGGGACACUUGCUAUUGUGGAGCCAGAGUGCGACAAAAGCUCAGCCACGACCUACUUCUGGUACCGUCAGACUCUGAACACCACCAGCACCAUCGCAGAGAGCGGCGGCCUCAACGUCAAAAUGACCCUGUCACUGCUGGUGGCCUGGAUCAUCGUCUGCCUCGCAGUCAUCAAAGGGAUCGCCUCCUCUGGGAAGGUGAUGUACUUCAGCUCUCUUUUCCCCUACGUGGUGCUGUUCUGUUUCCUGGUCAGAGGUUUAAUGUUGAAGGGAUCAGUGGAUGGCAUCGCUCACAUGUUCACUCCCAAGCUGGAGAAGAUGCUGGAGCCCCAGGUGUGGAGGGAGGCAGCCACCCAGGUGUUCUUCGCCCUGGGUCUGGGUUUUGGAGGAGUCAUAGCCUUCUCCAGUUAUAAUAAGAUCGAUAACAACUGUCAUUUUGACGCCGUGCUCGUCUCUAUCAUCAACUUCCUCACCUCCAUUCUGGCCACGCUGGUGGUGUUUGCUGUGCUGGGCUUCAAGGCCAACAUCAUGAAUGAAAAGUGUGUCGUAGAAAACGCUGAGAAGAUCCUGGGAUAUCUCAACUCAAACGUCCUGAGCCACGAUCUCAUCCCUCCACAUGUGAACUUCUCCCAUCUCACCUCAUCAGACUACGCCGAGAUGUAAGGGGUCAUCAAGACAGUGAAGGAGGACAGCUUCACCCAGCUGGGUCUGGAGCCUUGUGUCCUGGAGGACGAGCUAAACAAGUCUGUCCAGGGCACCGGCCUGGCCUUCAUCGCCUUCACAGAGGCCAUGACUCAUUUCCCAGCAUCUCCGUUCUGGUCGGUCAUGUUCUUCUUCAUGCUAAUCAACCUCGGUCUGGGCAGCAUGAUCGGCACCAUGACUGGCAUCACCACACCUGUCCUCGACACUUACAAGGUCCAGAAGGAGCUGUUCACAGUGGGUUGCUGCAUUGUGGCCUUCUUCUGUGGCCUGCUCUUAGUUCAACGCUCAGGAAAUUACUUUGUCACUAUGUUUGAUGAUUACUCUGCCGGACUGCCUCUCACAGUCGUGGUCAUCCUGGAGAAUGUGUCUGUCACGUGGAUUUAUGGCACAAAAAGGUUCAUGCAGGACCUGGAGGACAUGUUGGGUUUCCGACCGUGCAUAAUCUAUUUCUACCUGUGGAAGUAAGUCUCCCCUCUGUGUCUCAUUGUGCUCAUCACAGCCACCAUCAUAGAGAUGGCCAUCAGCCCACCAGGAUACAACGCCUGGGUCCAAGACCUGGCUCAGGAACGCUUCCAGAGCUACCCUCCCUGGGCACUGGCCAUGUGCUUCGCUCUCAUCAUCGUGGCCAUGCUUCCUCUCCCUGUUGUCUACAUCGCCCGUCGCUUCAACCUGAUGUCAGAUGGCUCCAACAAGCUGUCUGUCUCCUACCGCAAAACCAUGAUGAAGGACAUAUCCAACCUGGAGGAGCAGGACGAGUCCAGGUUCAUCCUUGGCGCUAAGCCCGGUGAGGCACCAUCAUCGACGCCAGCACGCAGGCCCUACCUGACUCCAGGAGGAACCAAAACCCUGGACCCCAACUCGCUGUCUCCAAACAUCUGCUACGGCACGAGCUACCAGAACGCUGCCAUCAGCCCCACCACACCGACUACACCGACCAUGCCCACCACUCCAGAUUCUGACUCUUGACUGCUGUCCAAACGCCCCUCAGACACCCAGUCCUGUAGCACAGUUUACCUUCCAGCCAUAGAGUCUCCACUGGGGGUCACUGCAGCGCCAAGAAUCACCACCGCUGCCCCACUAACACCACAAAACUGUAUGUAGCUGCCCAGUUUAUCUGAACACACGCUUCCCAAAAUAACACCAAGGAACCACAUGGGGAAAAAAAAGACAAAAUUCUUAACAGUAAAUUAAACACUGAAAUCAGGGUGAGGUUGACAGUGACACACUAUACAUCUGUAUCUAUUCUGUAUAUAACAUCACAGGGUUUAUGUGCUUAAGACAAAGUUCUGUGAUCUGCUUUUCUUUGCCUUAGUAUAAGGAUCCUCGGCAGACACAGCCCCCCCACACAGGUUAUAAUGCACAUCCCUGUCUGCACAGUGCAGGGGAUCUGAAAGAAUGUAGAGUGGAGCCAGUGUGGUCCUGGUGGCUGAACUGGUUUUCACUCAGCACACUGGCACAGAGAGCCGAGAUGAAUGUUAAUUUAAUUAUUUAAAAGGAAUACUUCACCCUCCAAAAGAUUCUCUUUAUAUCAAUUACUCAUCCUGUG
Messenger RNA from Epinephelus lanceolatus (giant grouper), 3210 nucleotides. RefSeq names its product sodium-dependent neutral amino acid transporter SLC6A17-like. Lineage: Eukaryota; Metazoa; Chordata; Actinopteri; Perciformes; Serranidae. Gene Ontology annotation, cellular component: plasma membrane; synaptic vesicle. The record is from RefSeq and is a predicted model, not a curated record. Gene Ontology annotation, biological process: proline transport; sodium ion transmembrane transport; glycine transport.